GGACGGAAGAAGCGCACCAGAAGCCGACGACCGCCCGCUGGCCAUCCCCGCAUGUCACCACACGACUGAGAUUGAGACUUACUAGCGACCAUGUCGACCAGAUUGUGCGCCGUGUGCAAUGGCAUAUUCACCGGGCUGCUAGUUGACGCAGGUUUCAUGCCUCAUCAUCAGUCUCUUGCCAGCCUCAGGCGAUCCGCUGAGGAAGGAUGCUAUAUCUGCAGUAGUGUUGUCGCCCAGGCCAUGGCUCAAUACAAUGUCUUCAAUGAGGAUGAUGAUGAUGAUGAUGCAUUUUCUUGGAGUUUAUACAUGAGUCCCCAAGAAAAUUCUCGAGACUGCGGUCCCUAUCCAAAGCAUGGAUUUCUCGCCAUCUGGUCCGAGCAUUACCACUCUGAGUUCAACCUCAUAAGUACAGCAAGUCCGGAUGCGCCGAUUUGUUCUGUCAAUCCUGGUGCCAGCCUUACUGAUCAAGCAGUCAUGGAAACUGCAAGAUCCUGGCUAGAAGACUGUCUCCAAAACCACGAAUCAUGUGGACCAGUUGAUCCUGCCUUCAACCCUACAAGGCUCAUCUACAUCCACGACGAGUCCUCGGUACAGCUCAUUGAAACCAAGAAAGAGGCAAAGAGUCAUGCUUAUGUCGCUUUCUCGCACUGCUGGGGGAAAUCCGAGGCUCUCAAACUACUCCAAGACGACCUAGACAAAGGGACGAGAGGCAACAUCGAAGAACUACGUUCACUCAUUCAAGUUCAAAGUUUACCGACCAGUUAUCGGGAGGCAAUCUCUGUCAGCCUAGCCCUUGGAUUUCGAUACAUUUGGAUUGACUCACUGUGCAUCAUACAGAAUAGCCACAAUGAUUGGGCCAAAGAGGCCGCCAUGAUGGAGGACGUUUAUGCCAACAGUUCUCUCAAUCUUUGCGCUUCAGCCGCGGCAGAUUCUUCAGAGGCGAGCUUCCAGCGCAGAGAUCGAGGCAUCUUUGUGCCAUUGGAUAUCGAACCUCAGUGGACUGGUAUUCUCCAUCACGAUGACCAGGAGCGCAAGCUUGGUCCACUUCCAUCAUACCUCCAUCGGAUCAAAUUCAAACUUGUAAAUGCUAGCAUGUACAACUCGGAGAUAACCAACUCACCGCUCAAUCUACGCGCUUGGGUUGUGCAGGAACGCGUUUUAUCGAGGCGUCAUCUCUUCAUGACUUGCAACCAGCUCUGGUGGGAAUGCCAUGAUAUGUUUGCUUGCGAAGUGUUUCCGGAGGUGUUUCCCCAUUUCGGAUAUGGAGAAUGGGAAAGGGUCCAAUACUAUGCAUUGAACGGUCAUGGUCAUCAUUCUGUCUACGGCCGUGACAUGGAAAGGCUAUGGGAACACCUUGUCAAGCGAUACUCCCGCUGCAAUCUAACCUACCUAUAUGAUAAGCUACCCGCGCUAUCGGGGCUUGCACAGGCUUUCAGCAUCAUACAAAGUCAAGACUUUUCUCUUGAUAAAAAUCAUUAUCUCGCCGGCAUUUGGCGACCUCAUUUACCACAAGCAUUAGGUUGGUAUACGAAGUCCAAUGAGAAAAGCGGCCAAGUUCGCAGGUACCGGCCCCAUCCAUAUCGUGCCCCCUCCUGGUCUUGGGUAUCAGUAGAGGGCCCGGUUGAGGUGAAUGGGUUCCUUGAACCGGCUUGUCGUGUAGUGGAUGUUAAGGUAGUUCUCGAGGACGAACAGUACAAGGCCGGUACGGUAAAGGGCGGCAUUUUGCACCUGGAAUCCCAUCUUAUUGGACCUCUCACCCACGGCUGGUCACGACUAGGGGGCUUUACUACAACUACGCCCCUAGAUAGCCGUCUUCGGGAGGCAUUCGACACUCUGCAGUUUGAAACAUAUUGGGACGAAGGUGAUGGUGAUUCCAGAGACCAUUUCAUCAGCUAUCUAGAUCCGCUUCCGCAUACUGUGUCUGAGGAUGGAAUUUUGAAGGACACAAGUGCGGUGCGGAAGAGGGUCCUGCUCGAGGAUCUGGCGAAACAAGGUCGCAUUCGACUUUUCAUGGUUCCGUUGAUGUUUGAUCGUUAUUCGGAAGAGUUUGAGGGGUCAAUUCUGUGUCAGAUUGUCAACAAUCCAGAAGUCGAAGGCGUCGAUCAAGAUGCGGUUUUUCAGCGUGUAGGGUAUUUUCGCAUGCUGAAGUUGGAGAAAAAGGUCCUUGAUCUCAUUCCGAAGAGAACUAUCGCCAUUAUAUGAGCAUAGAUGGGCAGAACAAGACAGGCUCUCUUCAAUCGACCAACUCCUGGAAUCAACCUAUGCUUUCUUCACUUGCUUGAAAAAGAUGCCUUGUAUCAUUGGCGAAGUAGGACCAAUUUCAGAAACUCGUCCAGUCGGUUCGCGAUCGCCUCAGUCA
Molecule: messenger RNA, 2359 nt
Organism: Neurospora hispaniola
Lineage: Eukaryota; Fungi; Ascomycota; Sordariomycetes; Sordariales; Sordariaceae
Product: HET-domain-containing protein
Exons: 2
Coding region: 91-2202 (703 amino acids)
Source: RefSeq, a predicted model, not a curated record